UGGUGAACCCGUAAGUAUUGCGAAAAGUCACGUCUUAAAACAUAAUCGCAGAACCAUAACACAUCUCUCAUUUCUCGUGAGCUAACCAUAACGAUCAAGAAAGAUUUUCUAAAAUUUCAGCAAUCGUGGCGAAGCUAUAUAAAAAGGAAGAGGAGAGCAAAAAGGUAAUGGAGGAAGAAGAGGAGGAGGAAGACGACACGUUCGAGGAUGCCGUGUGCAACAAGACACCAGCCAGAGUCAACACACCUUUGUCUAUAAUCACCGAGGCGUUCGAAAAUCUAGCUGAUCUUCUAAAACCCGACAUAACAACCGAAGAAGACGGUUUGAGUCUUGAUGCUUUCUGCAAUGCGUGUACGCACGUCUCUGUCCUCUUCAGCUGCCUAGGGUUCGCCUUCAAAUUUGCUGAGAUGGAGUACAUCUCCAAAGUUAACGAUUUGGUUGAAGCCUCGAAAACAUUAGACACGUUACAGAAUAUUUUGGACCUAGACGUGGAGAAAGAUACGGUGAAAACACCUGGAAGCCGUUCACGUAACCUGAGACGCGUGAGACUAGGGUUAGACCUAAUCCGAGCAAUCUUCGAGAAGUUCUUGAUGACAGAUGAGUACUCUUUGAAAGACGCUGCGACAACAGCUUACACAGAAGUAUGCGCACCGUUUCAUACAUGGGCUGUUAGAACCGCGGUUUACGCGGGAAUGUAUACGCUUCCGACGAGGGAUCAACUUCUGAUACGGCUCGAUGAAACUGAACAAUCUGUUGAGAAGAACAUGAGGAGGUACAUGGAAGCUUCACGUCCCAUCAUAGAGUAUAUUGACAAACUUUACAUUGAAAGGAACAUUAAACUCGACUGGUAACCAUUUUUGUUACUACGUCAGUUUUGUCUUUGUAAAUUACUAAUAUUACUAUUGAUAUUUUUUUGUCUUUGUCAUUGUAAAUUAAAAUGGAGCUUUUGUUUGAAGGCCAAAAAACGAGGGUUUGUCAUUGUCACUUGAUGUAAUACUCACGUUAAUCAAAUCAAAACGUUUUCAAAACUCCUUUUCUACACUACCAGUUUAUUUCUGAAGUUGACCGUUUGGUAUCGACAAAACUUUCAUUGGGUUUCGGUACUAAUGUUAUUUUUUCGGUUUUGGUCAAUUAUGUUAUAGGAUGCUUACUAGAAUUAUAUAUGAUCUACAAAGACGCACGUAGUCUAUAGGAUGCUUAAUAGAAUUAUAUAUCAUUAAUGACAAACUACUAGCAUCAUAGUCUGGGUGGUGUAGUCGGUUAUCACGCUAGUCUCACACACUAGAGGUCCCCGUUUCGACCAGGGCUCAGACAUUUUCUACUUUUUUCUAAAGGAAAAAUCCCUAUAUCAUUUAGUUGCUGGCUUGCUGCUGGUUCCAUUAUCCAUGUCCACUGGGUUCGGUAGAUACCCACUGUGGAAGAAUCCAUUUACUAGACGAUGGUUUAUAGCUUAAGUCUUCAUGACAUCAUCAAGCUACUAUAAUUUGUAAAAAGUUUAUGCGUAGUCUCACUCACCAAUAAAAUGCGUUAUCAUCUUAAUGUAAGGUUGUUGUACUGUACGCAAGAUUUAGUUAUCGAUAUUUGAAUUCUCUAAACGUUAUAAACCAACAAUUGUUCGAAGCUCCAUAAAAAGGGAAAAAAAAAGGAAUGCAGAGAAGAGAUGAGGUCCAUGACAGUAAGCUCCAAGCAACUAACUCGGUUCGUUCAUCCUAGGUACCAAAGUCUAAUAAAAACAUACAAAGAGUCUUCUCCUGCGUUCUAACAUUAAAAUACCGGAAAUUUCUAUAAGACCAAUACAAACCUUUUCGCCUACAUUUCCACAUGGUCUCGUUGGAACUCAUGGUUCUGUUAACAAUCUAUUAUUUUCUGUUUCUUUAUAUUGUUCUUGUACUUUCUUUAGAUAUAAUCUCUUAUUUGAUUUAUUUUUGUUUAAAGCCCAUCGAUCAUCCACUAAAAUCAUUUAGACUUUGUAAACAAAUAAUUUUAACACAGGAACGAAAUUUCGGCCUAUCAUUAAGAAGGUGUCAAAGAGGAUUGUUCAAGUAAAAGAUCGACACGCAAGUAUUGCUCCCUAUAGUGAGGGCAUCUGAGUCACAUGCUUCCACACGCCACCAAAGAGUUUGGAACUUCCCAUACACAUAUAUAAAAGUAUACAAUAGAUUGGCAUGCUUAAAUGGUGAACACAUCAUUCUGAGAACACGUGUUAGAGAGUCGUUCAUACAAACACCUUAAGAUGCUCCACGAAAAAAGGGAAUCUUAGUCAUGUGCUGUUCCUGAGCAUUUUUAUUUGACAUAUAUAUAUAUAUAUAUUUUUUAAAACUGUGGAGACUUCACAUGAGCUAUAUAAUAGAUGGUACUAGUGUUGGGCAUUCGGGUUUUCGGUUCGGGUCGGUUCGGUUUAUUCAGGUUGGGAUGUUUAGGAACCGUUUAGGAACCAGACAUUUUUCGGAUCGGUUCGGUUCGGAAAAUGUCGGGUUUGGAUUUGGUUUCUAUUUUUUUAUAAAACCCGAAGUGUAACCGUAUUACAAAUAAUUCGGGUUUGGUUCGGAUUUAAAGCCAAAAAACUGAAAAAAUUUCAAAAACCAGAGUUAAACCCGGAAAAACCGAAAAAAUAUUCGGGU
This is a messenger RNA of Brassica napus (rape), 2621 nucleotides long. RefSeq names its product ACD11 homolog protein-like. The record is from RefSeq and is a predicted model, not a curated record. NCBI's taxonomy places the organism in Eukaryota, Viridiplantae, Streptophyta, Magnoliopsida, Brassicales, Brassicaceae. Gene Ontology annotation, biological process: intermembrane lipid transfer; ceramide transport. The coding region runs from base 168 to 851 and encodes 227 amino acids. Gene Ontology annotation, cellular component: cytosol; cytoplasm; membrane. The transcript has a single exon. Gene Ontology annotation, molecular function: ceramide 1-phosphate transfer activity; ceramide 1-phosphate binding.